Messenger RNA from Tripterygium wilfordii, 1023 nucleotides. RefSeq names its product gamma carbonic anhydrase-like 2, mitochondrial. The transcript is spliced from 2 exons. NCBI's taxonomy places the organism in Eukaryota, Viridiplantae, Streptophyta, Magnoliopsida, Celastrales, Celastraceae. The coding region runs from base 69 to 842 and encodes 257 amino acids. The record is from RefSeq and is a predicted model, not a curated record.
CCAUUCUGUUGAGGUCAAGUUCCAAUACUCUGACCUCGUAGCUCUGUCGUUGUAAACCUCGCCUGAAAAUGACGACCGUAGCUCGCAUCUCCAGAAGAACUUUAGCAAAUGCACUCUCACAGCACCACCACAACCAUAUUCGCCGUUCUCUCGCGACCGCUGGGACUGCCGUUCAGGCAACGGACGAGCCGCCAAAAAAGGCGAUAACGCCAUCACAGGAUCGCGUGAAGUGGGACUAUAGAGGGCAGAGACAGAUAAUUUCCUUGGGCCAAUGGCUUCCUAAGAUCGCCGUGGACGCUUACGUGGCCCCAAACGUGGUCCUGGCGGGGCAGGUCACGGUGGGGGAUGCAGCCUCUGUCUGGAGCGGCUCGGUCCUCCGUGGCGAUCUCAACAAGAUCUCCGUCGGUUUCUCCUCCAACGUUCAAGAACGCUGCGUGAUUCAUGCUGCCUGGUCAUCACCAACAGGCUUACCGGCGGAGACAUUGAUAGAGCGAUAUGUGACGAUUGGUGCAAACAGUCUCUUGCGUUCCUGCACAAUUGAGCCAGAGUGUAUUAUUGGGCAGCGUUCCAUACUUAUGGAAGGCUCUCUGGUGGAGACACGCUCAAUCCUUGAAGCUGGGUCUGUGGUUCCUCCAGGAAGGAGAAUUCCGACUGGUGAACUUUGGGCGGGAAAUCCAGCAAAAUUUGUGAGGGCUCUGACGAAUGAAGAGAUCUUAGAACUCCCUAAACUUGCUGUUGCUAUAAAUGAUUUGAGCCGAAGCUAUUACUCGGAGUUUCUUCCUUACUCCACAGUAUAUUUAGAAGUCGAAAAGUUCAAGAAAUCAUUGGGGAUUUCUAUUUGAUUAUUUUUGUUGUGAUGUUCAAAUGUAUGAGUUGGUUAGAGUUUUCCUCUCAAGGUAGCAAUGGCUCUCGAACAUGACUAAGCUUGUGUUUCUUAUUCUAUGUUUGAUUUCACUUGUUGCUGAAACAACAUUUUGUUAGUAUAAUCAAAUGAAUUAUAUGGUAGUAAUGCUGCACUCACCA